Messenger RNA from Symbiodinium natans, 1656 nucleotides. Lineage: Eukaryota; Dinophyceae; Suessiales; Symbiodiniaceae. The record is from the annotation of a GenBank genome assembly.
AUGGCGACGUGUGGCCAGGAUUCUCGCUUGUUCACUGUGCAGCUCGAUGCAUCCUCUGGGCAUCCUGUGGGUUUGCAGUUGGGUGAGGAUGGUCAUACAGUCACAGCAGUGGACGAUGGUUCUUUAGUGGCAACGUGGAAUGCGUCGCAGUCCAACCAAGUCGUGCCGGGCAAUCUGCUCCGUAGUGUGAAUGGCCAGUCCGACCCGGAUGGCAUCUGUCAGGAGUUGAUCCAACUGACGCCAUUGACCUUGGAAGUGCAAACUUCGAAGGACACUUCGAAUGGUGACGUUGAGUCCAUGCUUCAAGAUCGUAUCGACCUGGAGCAGCAAAGUCGAGAAGCCUCCAUCGAGCAACUGACGACUUUCAUGCAGCAAGCCAUCUUGACCGUCUCGAACCGCAUGGAGGAGCUGGCACUGACUCAUGCCGAAAGCCAGCGCCAGCAAAGCUCCAAGAUGCGAGCCUUGAGCCAGCUGGUGGCAGAUACACAGCAGGCGCAGCAAAAGCAGGUGAUCCGAUUGAGUCGAUUGGAGGAGCUCCGAAAAGGCGAUUUGCAGCGAAUUGAGGACAUGGAGUGCGACCAGAAGCGGCUGAGCCAAACUUUGCACCGACUCACCGAAGAGACGCAGCAACGAAGCCAUCAGGUCAAUGAAGCCCUCAGAGGAAUUGCGCAGGAUGUGACAUCGCUGGAGCAGUACUGUAGGAAUCGUCGACGACCUUCCAAGACGGAUACUGUGAAUGGCUCGGAGGGGGAAGCAACCUGCGUGCCCACAGUGCUUGCCUCGGAACAAGGGCCCUUUGCAAGUCAGUCUGGGGGCCAAGGCAACUGUGUCACAAAAGAUCCGGUUGGUGGAGAUACUGGAGGGCCAGCUGAGCAAAUGACUCAGAUUCCCCAAGCAUCUUCGAGCAUGGAGGCGGCAUCAAGAGUCCGAACCACAGCCCCCUCAAGUGCAGCGAGCUCUCCGUACGUGACGGCCACACCUGCGGAGAGUGAGCCUGCUCCAUUGAAGUUGGAGGCCGCGCCAGCCAGACUCUUCACACCUGAGUCUCAUCGGGUCUCGGACAAUGGGAAGCCAGCAGGCUGGAGAGCUGUGAGCGCGGGAGCUGCGGCGAUGGAUGCCAGGAGCCACAUCAAUCCAGCUGGCUGGCGUGGGCAUGCGGUGCCUGGGGGGCAUGCGCUGCCAGGAGAGGUGCAAAGGCCCCCGGCCCUCUGCUCACCCCGAUGCCCUCUGUCGCCCAGAACAGCUGCUGCAGCGAUGGUGGUCCCCUCCUUGCAGCCCCUGCUGUCACCAACAUCAUCGCAUGCCCGCCUGCUCUCGCCGGUCCGAUCGGCUGCGCCGUUUGGACCUCCGGCUCGGCCGUUGAGCCCAGGAGCAUUCCAUCUAGCGCAGAGGCCCGAGGCGGCUUCGAUCCACAGAGUCCACAGCCCCCACAGCCCGCGCUUGACGAGGAUGGUUCAGGCACCCUUCCCAGUGUUGGCCCCAAGCCCAUACCCCGCCUACACCGGCAGUGGCUGCAAUCCGGGUGUCUGGUCGCAGGUGUCUAAGGCACAAGCCCCAGUUCCACCGACGCCACAGGCGACUGAAGCUGUGGGCUCCGGCCUUCCUGCCACGGAACGGGCAAGACGUGUCACAUCUCCAUCGCGAUCCCAAGGCUAA